AAUGCGCCUCGCGCGGCAGUGCGAGUGAUGUAUCUAUCUAUCCAUGAAGUCUUUACUACAAAGAUGGCGGAUUUCCUGCCCUCCCUGACGGCUAUAGUUUGUAUUCCCAAUUGUCUUCUAUCCAGCGGCGAAAUUGACCAAAUUAGAAAGUCUAAGGAGAUCGAUAAAAGCUUGUCUCGAGAGAAGACGUAUGUGAAGAAACUGGUGAAGAUCUUGCUGUUAGGAGCAGGCGAAAGUGGCAAGUCAACUUUCCUCAAACAAAUGCGCAUAAUUCAUGGGCAGGACUUCGAUCAGCGGGCCAAAGAAGAGUUCCGGGCUACAAUCUACAGCAAUGUUAUCAAAGGUAUCCGAGUGCUGGUGGAUGCCCGUGAGAAGCUGCACAUCCCUUGGGGAGAUCCUGAGAAUCAGGUUCACGGGGAGACAGUGAUGGGCUUUGACACCCGCUCAUCCAUGAUGGCCAAAGGGAUGGUGGAGACCAAAGUCUUUCUCAACUACCUGCCCUGCAUCCGUGCCCUGUGGCAUGACAGUAGUAUUCAGAAUGCUUAUGACAGACGGAGAGAGUUUCAGCUGGGUGAAUCUGUGAAGUAUUUCCUGGACAAUGUGGAUAAACUUGGACAAUUGGACUACUUGCCUAGCCAAAAGGAUAUACUGCUGGCACGAAAGCCCACCAAGGGUAUCCAUGAGUACGACUUUGAAAUCAAGAAUGUUCCUUUCAAGAUGGUGGAUGUGGGAGGGCAGCGGUCGGAGCGCAAGCGAUGGUUUGAGUGCUUCGACUCUGUGACCUCCAUCCUUUUCCUAGUCUCAUCCAGUGAAUACGAUCAGGUGCUCAUGGAAGACCGUCAGACCAACAGGCUCACGGAGUCACUCAAUAUCUUCGAGACUAUCGUCAACAACCGCGUCUUCGCCAACGUCUCUAUCAUUCUCUUCCUCAAUAAGACAGACUUGCUGGAAGAAAAAGUUACGAAUGUGAACAUCAAGGACUACUUCCCCGAGUUCACAGGGGAUCCCCAUAAUCUGCAGGAUGUUCAGAAGUUCCUGGUCGAGUGCUUCCGUAACAAGCGUCGUGAACAGCAGCAGAAGCCCCUUUACCAUCACUUCACCACCGCCAUUAACACCGAGAACAUUCGUCUCGUCUUCCGUGAUGUCAAAGACACCAUCUUGCACGACAACCUUAAACAGCUUAUGUUACAAUGAAAGGCACCGAUUGCCCUUUAAGAACAUUCCAUUUUAAUUAGGUUUUUACUUUAUUUAAUACAAAGUGGUUCAAUACAUAUUGUGGUUGAAGAAAAAUAGAUAGUAUAAUUAUGCAACUUACAUUUUUUUUUUGCAUAUUAUUACAGUCAUAUAUAUGCAAAGAAUUUGAUAUCAAAGCAACCUUUUUAAGCUGCUUGUAGCCAUAUCAAAUAUGCCAAGGAAUGGUCCUCAGUUAUUCACCAAAAUGCUGUAAUUCUGAUCGUUUACUGUAUGUUUAUGAGCGCAUAUUUUCUUAUAAUAGAACUCUUAACACUCCUGUAACCCAUUGUCUUAACACCUGGUUUUGGCAAAGCUUUUCAAAAAGAAAGUGUGAGAACUCAGGGCUUUAAAUAUUUAAUUCAAAGAGCUCUUCUGCUCCAGUCAGUUUAUGGGCUUGAUGUGUCUGGUUAUAUAAGGCCCCAAUGUUGGUUUUUUGAAAGUAGAACGUGGUUUCACUGCCUUUGUCUUCCCACACUCAAAAUAACUUUUACUUGCACUUGCAUCAUGACAUUAAAUUAGUACAAUUGAGGUACUUUUGUAUGAAGUACUUAUUUGUCAUAUUACAUUUUUCAUAUGUAAAGGGAAAGUCUCUUUGUUUGCUGUUCAAGCCUGUACAGAAUGUCUGUGCAAUUUCUUUUGCUCUGACAUUUCCUCCCCAAGCUGUAUAUUUUACACACUAAGGUAAUACCAUGCAUUUAUUGUGCGUAUUCUAGAAGCCCUGAAAUUCAAUAUUGAAUUUUUAUUUUUUAUUUUUUUUGAUGAAUUCACUUUAAAAAUGGAAAGUAGCCUUAUGUCUUUGUUCCUGUGUAGGUUAAAGUGGACAGCUUUAGCUCAGGGUUUUAUAAAAUGACUGUUAAAGCAGUCCAGGUGUAUUUUUGUGUAUUGGUUACUGCAGACAUUUUUUUUAAACGGGCCAAGCAAAGUCACCUUUGCCUUAAAUGUCUGUAGAUCACCCAAAGCUGGUUUAAUGCAAGAUAAAUUAAAAUGUGUUGAUGGAGAAGUCUUAAUGUAAUCUUAAUGAAAACAAGCACUGUAAUCUGACUGUUGGUAGUAAAUUGAUAUUAACUGAUUGCCUGAAUUAAGGUGUUUAUGUAUAGAAUCUGUACAAAAAAUUUGCUCAUGCAAUGCUGUCUAUCUUUGUCAUGGCCAUAAUCACUUGCUUUUUGUAUAGUGUGUUUUCUUAUUGUUUUUUGAUCACAUUUGUGUAAUUCUGUUUAUUAAAUCUGAUUGUUUUAUCAGAA
Molecule: messenger RNA, 2474 nt
Organism: Sinocyclocheilus anshuiensis
Lineage: Eukaryota; Metazoa; Chordata; Actinopteri; Cypriniformes; Cyprinidae
Gene: gna13a
Product: guanine nucleotide binding protein (G protein), alpha 13a
Exons: 4
Coding region: 28-1194 (388 amino acids)
Biological process (GO): Rho protein signal transduction; adenylate cyclase-activating G protein-coupled receptor signaling pathway
Cellular component (GO): cytoplasm; heterotrimeric G-protein complex; brush border membrane
Molecular function (GO): GTPase activity; guanyl nucleotide binding; D5 dopamine receptor binding
Source: RefSeq, a predicted model, not a curated record